AUCCUGCAACCCACCAAGGUUAAGAACAAGUGCUUAGCUAUUAGACUUGUGUUUUGCCUAUAAAUUUUGAUAGAGAGUUUGAUGGGCUUGAAUAUUUGAGUUCUAAUGCUUGGAAUUGGUGUAUGAAAGCUUGUUGUAUUGUCUCAAGCUGGUGUGAUUUCAUAAUGGGUGGUCUGAUUUUGGAUGACUGCAAGAUUGCCAUAGACAAGCAAGAGAAUGGUGGGGAGAAUUCGUCCAAAAUACAGAGUGCAUGUAAGAAGAUAGUGAUUAAAAUGAUGGGCAUUGUGAAAAAUCUGGCUAGAGAAGUGUUUAUGUUGGGCAAAGAUGAUCCACGGAGAGUCAUACAUGCAGUCAAAGUUGGGUUGGCUAUCUCAGUUGCCUCAUUGUUCUAUCUGAUGGAGCCUCUCUUCGAUGGAGUGGGUGAAGAUGCCAUUUGGGCUAUCAUUACUGUUGUUGUUGUGUCUGAAUUCACAGCAGGUGCUACUCUGCAUAAGGGGCUGAGCAGAGGAAUAGGUACAGUGGUAGCAGGUUCUCUUGCUGUAUUGGUUAUUCAUAUUGCAGAGUUGGCCGGCGUAGUUGGAGAGCCUAUCAUCAUUGCUUCUUUCUGUUUCAUUAUUGGAGCAACUGCAACGUUCUUUCGUUUCUUCCCCAAGAUAAAGAGAAAAUAUGAAUACGGCUUGCAGAUUUUCAUUCUGAAUUUCAGCGUGAUAACAGUUUCUGGAUAUAGAGUUGACAACAUAUUAGUCAUGUCUUGCCACCGCCUUUACACAAUGGCAAUUGGAUUCACCACGGCCCUCCUUAUUAAUCUCUGUAUUUCUCCCAAUUGGGCAGGAGAGGAUCUUCACCACUCCAUUGUUAAGAGAAUUCAUGCUCUAGCAGAUUCUCUUGAAGGGUGUAUGAUGGAGUACAUCAAAGGCUACGAGAAUUGUAAGAUGAAUGAAGGCGAAUCAAUCAAAAGUUUAGAAGACACAAUCUUCAAGGGAUGUAAUGAUCUCUUAGAUUCUAAGACCAGCGAACAAUCCUUGGCAAGUUUUGCACGUUGGGAGCCGGGUCAUGGCAAGUUCAGAUUCAGGCAUCCAUGGAAGCAAUAUGUGAAAGUAGGAGGCAUGCUUCGUCACAUGGCUUACUGUGUAGUGGCCUUGCAUGAAUGCAUUCACUCCCAACAUGAGAGAUCCCACUUUAGCCAAUUGGAACUCUACAAGUCAUACUCCUAUAAAGUGGGUAUGGAGGCAGCGAAAGUUAUGCAUGAAUUGGGUGAGAGCAUAAAAUGCAUGAAGAAAUGUCCUCCUCCACAGUCCAUGAUGGAGAGUUUGAAUGUUGCAGUUGAGGAGCUCAUUUUUUUAGUCUGCAUUGAGCACAGAGUAUGGCAUGUUAUCAAUCCAGAUGAAAAGAACACAAGUCCUGUGAAAAUCACUGACCUAAGUGGAAACCCAAGUGGGCAUCAUGAUAAGCCACUGCAUAUCAGUAUUUUAAUACCUCAUCUUAAUGAAGGAGAGCAUGUCAGUAUUUCAACACCUCAUCUUAAUGAAGGAGAAAAUAUCAGUAUUUCAAUACCUCAUCUUAAUGAAGGAGAGAAUAGUGAUGUUGAGAUGCAGUCUGAAAGUAAAUGCAACGUGGCAAAAGGUGUUGAACCAUCAGCCACCUUUCCUUCACUUGUGAUUGAGAUGGUACGAAGACUAGAGCAUCUUGUAGAGAGUAUACAUGAACUUGGGAAGCUUGCUGCCUUUUAAACUUUAGCUCUUAUCAGACACAAAAAUAAGAGGAGGAAGCUAGUUAAGGUUGUAGUACAAGGUAUAUGUUCAGAGUUGUAUGUUACAAGG
Cryptomeria japonica (Japanese cedar) is the source of this 1820-nucleotide messenger RNA. RefSeq names its product aluminum-activated malate transporter 14. The coding region runs from base 123 to 1730 and encodes 535 amino acids. The transcript has 6 exons. Lineage: Eukaryota; Viridiplantae; Streptophyta; Pinopsida; Cupressales; Cupressaceae. The record is from RefSeq and is a predicted model, not a curated record. Gene Ontology annotation, biological process: malate transport. Gene Ontology annotation, cellular component: plant-type vacuole membrane.